Xyrauchen texanus (razorback sucker) is the source of this 1131-nucleotide messenger RNA. Its product is annotated as transmembrane protein 17A. The coding region runs from base 182 to 850 and encodes 222 amino acids. Gene Ontology annotation, biological process: non-motile cilium assembly. Gene Ontology annotation, cellular component: ciliary transition zone. The transcript has 4 exons. Lineage: Eukaryota; Metazoa; Chordata; Actinopteri; Cypriniformes; Catostomidae. The record is from RefSeq and is a predicted model, not a curated record.
CUCUAACUAUGGUUACCAUGUUAAUUUUCUGUAAGAGUGACAGCCUUAAUCUGCUGUCAGACUCCAUCUGUUUCCUUGGAUUUAAUCUGGUUAGCUCUUGGAUGGCACCAAUUAAUCUCAAACUGCACAAACCAUAAGGGAGCUGCAUGACUGACUGUUCGAGCACUUAACGUAGUCUGCCAUGCCUGUGUUUUACACACCUAUUCCUCAGAAUCUGAGAGUAGGUCUUGCUAAUAUAAGUGGGUCAGUGUUUAUAAAUAACAGGACGAGAGACAGUGGAGACUUCAGGGAUCCUUAUCAGGAUAAUGAAGUGUGCAGUGAGGUCUCGUCUCAUCUCUCGCUGCAGAUGCUGCUGUAUUUCAACAUGUUCUUCUUCCCCUUUUGGUGGAUUUCUGAGGUUGUGAUGCUGGAAUUAAAGUUCUCUUUACUGCCAACGUAUUACCAGUGCUUGUUGGUGACAGGAAUAGUGCUAAUUAGCAUAUUUGAAGUGUUGCGAGUGUAUCUGGGCUACAUGGGGAACCUCAAAGAGAAGGUUCCAGAGUUAGCUGGAUUCUGGCUGAUCUCCUUCCUCUUCCAGCUGCCUAUACUCCUCUUCUUCAUCACUGAUCAAGACAUCAUCAUUCUUCCUCUAGAGUGGGCCGUUCACUCUCUCUACCUGGCCUUCCUCCUGGCCGAGGUGCUGACGUCGUUUCUCGCCCUGCGGGUCAUGACUCGUAAACUUGCUCUGCAGUUUCACAUGAGACAGUUUGGCCCCAUCCAGAGUCUCCAUACAGGAGAAGCUCUGCCUCUGUUUGCACUUCAACAUGGGAGUAGGAGUGUGCUGCCUGUAAGAAACAUCCAGCCACACUGAGACAUCAUGUGUCCUCGAACUAUCAGCAUUGUGACCUUGAAGAAGAUAUUGGUUCAUAUGACUGCUGCUGUUAUUAGUGAACUGCCAGUCACAGAUUACUGAUCAACUACUGUUGUGUUAUGUGUAACAUAACUUGAAUAAGUAGACAUGUUUAAAAUGAACUCAAAUAAUUUUAUUUAUACAUCUAUCCUUAUUCAUUUGAACCCAUUUCUAAAUUAAACUUUUACUAUUUUUUAUGUAUUUAUUGAUUUAUGUUUUACAUGAUUUUUAAAUACCUUUUA